Aedes albopictus (Asian tiger mosquito) is the source of this 2202-nucleotide messenger RNA. It is a transcript of the gene gkt, whose product is annotated as probable tyrosyl-DNA phosphodiesterase. Gene Ontology annotation, biological process: DNA repair. Gene Ontology annotation, cellular component: nucleus. NCBI's taxonomy places the organism in Eukaryota, Metazoa, Arthropoda, Insecta, Diptera, Culicidae. The coding region runs from base 117 to 2111 and encodes 664 amino acids. The transcript has 5 exons. Gene Ontology annotation, molecular function: 3'-tyrosyl-DNA phosphodiesterase activity; single-stranded DNA binding; double-stranded DNA binding. The record is from RefSeq and is a predicted model, not a curated record.
CCUGCUUUCUUAUCCAAAUCGUUGCAUUUAAUCUUGUUUGAAGUUCCAGGUGAAAUCUAUCACUGAAGGAUCAAAAUUACCUAUUUAUUAUUCCGAUUAUUUUCAAUCAAAUCAAAAUGGAUAACAGCAAAAGACGGGCAUCCACGAAAGUUCCAGAUAAAAUUUGCCAGUAUGGUUCCGAAUGCUACCGCAAGAAUCCCAUCCACUUCAAAGAGUUUUCCCAUCCCCAUUUAGAAUCGAUCCUGACAGAAGCCCCGGCGAAGAACAAGUAUCGCAUACCGGAUGAGCUAUCUAUGAGUCGCGAAGUGGUCCUGGAUCAACUGAAAAUCAUCGAGCAAAUAUACCCUGAGCUCGUCAAUAGCAACACUCCACCGUCAAAGUAUUCCAAAAACAACACGAGUCUGGCUGUGCCACCUGCUAGUUCCUCCUCCGAAUCUCCCGCAAAAACAUCUCUAUCGAAACAUUCCCCCAGUGAUGGUCAAGGUAAAUUAAAGAAUAGCCCAAUUCCCAAGCCAGUAAAUGCUAAAGCAACCGGUGAAGCGGGUUCUUCCACUUCCGUCUCGAAACCUCAAUCGAAAAGUAACGCCGUUGCCGACUUGUUUGCUGAACGGCGAGCCAAAAUGGCCAAACUUCGAGCUGAAGAGCCGAAGAAACCAGAAUCUCAACCGUCAACCAGUGGCCAGCAGGCCCGGAAGCAGUCGGACCCACCCAAACAGCAGUCAGGAGUUUCACUGAAGAAGGUCAUUCCGCGUAACAUUGAAGACUAUUACCCGGUGGUAGCCCCUAGGGGUCAGAUGGCUGCCAAGCUGGCCGCAGCGGCUCCAUACAAUUACUUCCUUACGACGAUCACCGACGCCAAGGUGACCCAUUUGGAACCCCUGUCGAUAACGUUCCAGGAGCUGCUCGAUUCUAGCCUCGGCGAGUUGGAAUGUUCCGUCCAGAUGAACUUCAUGGUGGACAUCGGGUGGCUAAUGGGACAUUACUUCUUCGCCGGCUACGAAAAUCGCCCCCUGCUGAUACUGUACGGCGACGAAACGCCAGAGUUGAAGAUGGUUUCGGCGAAAAAACCGAACAUUACGGCAGUGAAGGUCAAUAUCGCGACGCCCUUCGGGGUGCACCACACCAAAAUGGGUUUGUACGGUUACACGGACGGAUCGAUGCGGGUGGUGGUAUCGACGGCCAAUCUGUACGAAGACGACUGGCACAAUCGGACGCAGGGGUUGUGGGUUAGUCCGAGGUUGCCGCCGAUGCCGGAGGAUGCGGACACCGGGGCAGGUGAUAGCAAAACCGGAUUCAGGGAAAGUUUGAUUAGUUAUUUGAAUUCGUACAAAAUUGGCCACUUGCAGCCGUGGGUGGCCAGGAUACAGAAGACUGACUUCAGCGAGGUGAAUGUAUUUCUAGUGGCAUCGGUUCCCGGUGGUCAUCUGAACACCCCCAAGGGUCCUCUAUGGGGACAUCCUCGAAUGGGCUACUUAUUAGGAAAACACUCGGCUCCAAUCGAUGAUACCUGUCCGCUAGUGGCUCAAAGCUCUAGCAUAGGCAGUCUCGGACCGAAUCCGCAGUCGUGGGUGCUUUCGGAAGUAAUGGCCAGCUUUAGGAGGGACUCGGCCCCCAUCGGACUGCGACGAGUACCUGCAUUCAAAAUGAUCUUUCCAAGCUUUUCGAAUGUUAGAAAUAGUCACGAUCACCUGCUGGGCGGUGGUUGCCUGCCGUAUAUGAAAGCUACGCAUGACAAACAGUUGUGGUUGAAGGACUACCUGCACCAGUGGAAGAGUGAUUCCAGAAACAGGACCAAGGCGGUGCCACACAUCAAAACGUACUGUCGAUGGUCCCACCGAGGAUUAUAUUGGUUCCUACUGACAUCGGCGAACCUCUCAAAAGCAGCGUGGGGUGUAUACAACAAAUCAGCCAAGUUUGAGGCUCCCCUUAGGAUCAACAGCUACGAAGCCGGUGUUCUGUUUCUACCUAAAUUUGUGAUUGAGGACAACUUUUUCCCAAUGGAAUCAAAGCUUGGCCAACAGCAUCCACGUUUUCCAAUGCCUUAUGACGUUCCUAUAAUUCCGUACGCCCCCGAAGAUACACCUUUCUUUAUGGAUUAUCUCCGAGGCUAGCAUGUAAGUACACGGUAUUACUAUUUAUUAAUUUUAAAUUUUUCGUGGAAAACAAUACUCCAAAUACAAGUUAACUUUUUUCAACUGUCAA